Cutaneotrichosporon oleaginosum is the source of this 752-nucleotide messenger RNA. RefSeq lists its product as uncharacterized. NCBI's taxonomy places the organism in Eukaryota, Fungi, Basidiomycota, Tremellomycetes, Trichosporonales, Trichosporonaceae. The record is from RefSeq and is a predicted model, not a curated record.
CGCUCCGAAGCCUGGGAUACCUAAAGACAAAAGCACACCGUGCACCGGAGCGAUCGAGCGACAGACCGAAUCUGAGACCUGUGCAUGGUGUGCAUGUGCGCUGGCGAAUGCCUGCAUGACCUGCACUAAACACUCCAGCAUCGUCCCCAACUCUACUCCCACCACCUCCCCUACCACCACUAUCACCAUGACCCCACCAUCAGCACUCCGCACGCGCGCACCGCUCCCAAAGUCCAGGAAGACUGUCCGCUUUGCCGCCGACACCAAGGACGUUGACACAAGCGACGUUUCAGCGCGCAAGUACCGUAGCCCCAGGAAGCUGAGCUCGCUGCUAUUCGCGCCUCCUGUUCCUGCUCCGCCCAAGCCCGCGCCGCCCCACCGCGAGUUCCGUCCUGACUACUACGACGUCAUUGCGUCCCGGGACCGCCUGUCCCACGCCUCCCGCAGUUGGAUGUACUAGGCAAUGACGGAUGGUACAAUCCCUCUUGCCUCACGUUGAGUUUUUCGACAUCGCUGCUCCAGCGCGCACCGGUGCUCCGCAUCAGCACAACAGCGCCCCCCGUGCCAGCUUCGCGCCAAGUCUGCGCCCCACUUUGUGCAGCCGGUUACUCAAGCCGAGGAGCAAUUCACCGCUCGCCCUGUGGCGGCCUGAGCAGGCGAAGCUGCCCACGAGCUGCCGAGCUUGACAGCGAAUCUCAGGAAUCGGAUAUCAAGGACCAUUCUAGCUGGCGUCACUAUGCAUCCCAUCGUGG